UGUACUUUGACCGAUGAACAUCUCCAACAUAAGGUACCGAGUCCUAAUCAACAACCCGACACACCCGGCAACGCCAUGGCUCGCCUGACAGCCGGCAUAACGACGACGCCGUCAUUCAGACAGCGUGUCGAUCCGCUAACAGACCUCAGUCUGCUGUUAAGCCGGCUGCAGCGCACGAUACUCCACGGCGACGCAGAGCGCGAGGCACGACUCCGCUCGAGCGAGUUCGAGAGAGCAAAGGCACAGGCGAAUAUCAACUACGCGCGGUCACUCCUCACCAAGCUCGAGCAGGAAGCCCUGGCGGUCAAGAUCCACGCCCGCCGCCAGGAUGUGCAGGCCGAUCUGGUGCGGAAACGUGAGGUUAUCGACCAGUUAACAGAAAGGCUCGGCGAUCUGGCCGAAAUUGCCGCCAUUACUAGCAACCACAAUGGCGACGACGGAGACGACACCUCAGAGGGGGAGGACAUCCUGGCCGACAUCAUCGCCACGCCAAGCGAGAGCAUGGACUCGACAAGGUCACCCGAUCUGGCGCCGCAGCAGCCAGACGCCGAUGGAGAUCAAAUACCAGACAAUGUAGAGCCGCCGCCGCCUCCCUCACAACCGGAAGAAGCCCCCGCAACCAAGCCAGCAAUUCCUUCAACCACAACCGCAACCACAAUCUCCCCUUCCUUAGAGCCCACAACAACCUCGCAAACCCUCCGUCCCCGGCAGACCGUACCACCGUCAAACCAACCUACAGCAACAACAACAGCAAUUUCAACCUCCACCACCACCUCCUCCAUAUCCGCCAACGCCACCACCACCGGCAGUAACAGCAGCGCCCUCUUCGGCAACCACUCCGCCAGUGAAGUAGCAGCAACCUCGGUAUCCACGACCGAAGCGAUCCUCGACCACCAGCGGGCCGAGCAGGACGCCCUGUCCGAGUCCAUCCUGCGGCUGGCGGAGCAGCUGAAAGCCUCGUCACAAGCCUUUUCGGCCUCGCUCGAGGAGGACAAGGAACUGGUCAACCGUGCGGGGGAGGGUAUGAGCCGGGCCGGCGAGAGCAUGCAGCGGGUGUCGCAACGCAUGGGCGCUCUGCAGCGCAUGGUUGAGGGGGAGGGGUGGUUUGGGAGGAUGAGGUUGUACGUGAUUAUCUAUGGGUUGAUGGUUGUGUUGGUCUUGGUGGUGGGGGUUAUGCCUAAGUUGAGGUUUUGAUUUUACUAUGUAUGUGUGAGUGGCUGAAACGGUUGUUGUGGUGGAAAAGAAGCGGGUGGUUGAGAUUAAGGCGUUGGACAGGACCGGGACUCAAACUCGGGAGCGGGCGGUGGGCGUUAUGGUACAUGUCUGUCUGCGUGUGUGGGUUUAUAAUUGUCUGUCAGGUGAUACGGAGUUUAUCCCAUGGGUGUCGAAUGUGGAAAUCAAGGGUUUGCCAAUUUUGCUGUCUACUUACUAAGAUCCCUGAGCGCCAUUACUUCUCCCUUCCUAUGGGAAGUGCUGUGUUCUCCU
Molecule: messenger RNA, 1485 nt
Organism: Canariomyces notabilis
Lineage: Eukaryota; Fungi; Ascomycota; Sordariomycetes; Sordariales; Chaetomiaceae
Exons: 2
Coding region: 76-1194 (372 amino acids)
Biological process (GO): retrograde vesicle-mediated transport, Golgi to endoplasmic reticulum
Cellular component (GO): SNARE complex; endoplasmic reticulum
Molecular function (GO): SNAP receptor activity
Source: RefSeq, a predicted model, not a curated record